UCUUCUUCUUCUUAUUCUUCAACCUUUCCUUCCCUAACAAUGGCUGAUAAUACCACAGUCUGUGUUACUGGCGCCUCUAGCUUCAUCAGCUCAUGGCUCACCAUGCAGCUCCUCCACCAUGGCUACUCAGUCAAGGCCACCAUUAACAAUCCUGAGGAUUUGGAGAAGGUGAAGUACUUGUUAGAGCUGCCAGGAGCAGAGCAAAGACUAACAUUAUGGAAGGCUGAUUUGAGUAUUGAAGGAAGCUUUGAUGAAGUCAUUAAUGGUUGUGUUGGAGUCUUCCAUGUUCCCCCAAGAAUUGAUCUCAAUGUCAAUGACAUUGAAAAUGAUUUGAUUAAGCCAACCAUUGAUGGAGUUGUGAAUUUGUUCAAGUCUUGUGUUAAGGCAAAGACUGUCAAAAGAGUUGUGUACACUUCCACGGCAGCAACUGUUAAUAUUCAACCAUUCAGGAAGACUGUUUAUGAUGAGACUUCCUGGACUGAUGUUGAAUUUUGCAAGAAUGUUAAAAUGACUUCUUGGAUGUAUUUCUAUGCUAAGACAGUAGCAGAAAAGGCAGCAUUAGAAUUUGCUGAAAAAAAUGGAUUGGAUCUUGUUACUGUGCUUCCAUCAGUAAUCAACGGGCCAUUCCUCAUGUCUACUGUACCGUUGACAAUGGUUGCGGCACUCGCAUUGAUAACAAAAUGGAAAUUUGCAGGGAAUGAAUCAUUCUACUAUGUACUGAAUCCUGCUCAAUUUGUGCACUUGGAUGAUCUUUGCAAUGCUCAUAUAUUCUUAUUUGAGCAUCCAGAAGCAAAAGGAAGAUACAUUUGCUCUUCAGAAAAUGUGACAAUAACUGAACUUGCAGACUUUCUAAGAGAAAAAUAUCCAGAAUACGAAAUUCCUACAAAAAUUGAAGGCAUCGAUGAAGUUAAAGAUGUGAUCAAGUUAUCAUCGAAAAAACUUUUGGACUUAGGAUUUGAGUUCAGGUAUAGUUUGGAUGAUAUGUAUGAUGGAGUUUUCAAGUCAUGUAGGGAGAAAGGUUUGCUUCCUCCCCUGCCAAAAAAAGACUAGCCCAACAAGGGCAUAUAUGAUCAGGUUGGAAAUUGGAAGAAGUUGUUGGUGAAGAUCAUGACUUUGGUUCACUUGCAUCAAAGAAGUUGGUGGAGCUUGAUCUUGAGUUCAAGCUGAUGCUCUUGCUUCCUCUUCGGACACACCCACUUGUGUGCUUUCUACCCUUUUAAAGCGGAACAAUAGUCUACUAAUGUAUUUUUUUUUUAAAAAAAAUAAAUCAUAAAUUUAGUAGAAUUAAACAAAAGUUACAACACAAAACAGAGAGAACUUGGAACAAGAAAAAUAGAAAUGGCUGCAAUUGUUUACU
This is a messenger RNA of Dioscorea cayenensis subsp. rotundata (Guinea yam), 1357 nucleotides long. Its product is annotated as bifunctional dihydroflavonol 4-reductase/flavanone 4-reductase-like. The record is from RefSeq and is a predicted model, not a curated record. NCBI's taxonomy places the organism in Eukaryota, Viridiplantae, Streptophyta, Magnoliopsida, Dioscoreales, Dioscoreaceae. Bases 40 to 1050 code for a protein of 336 amino acids. Gene Ontology annotation, molecular function: oxidoreductase activity, acting on the CH-OH group of donors, NAD or NADP as acceptor. The transcript is spliced from 7 exons.